Dunckerocampus dactyliophorus (ringed pipefish) is the source of this 2046-nucleotide messenger RNA. It is a transcript of the gene acad8, whose product is annotated as acyl-CoA dehydrogenase family, member 8. Gene Ontology annotation, biological process: lipid metabolic process. The transcript has 11 exons. The record is from RefSeq and is a predicted model, not a curated record. The coding region runs from base 26 to 1282 and encodes 418 amino acids. NCBI's taxonomy places the organism in Eukaryota, Metazoa, Chordata, Actinopteri, Syngnathiformes, Syngnathidae. Gene Ontology annotation, molecular function: acyl-CoA dehydrogenase activity; flavin adenine dinucleotide binding.
GUGACAUAACGCUAAGUAGGAAAACAUGGCGGCGGCCUGUUUGUCGAGAGUCACAAGGCUGACAAAUAAGAUCUGUAAAAGCCACCGUUUAUUCUUCAGCAGAAGUACACAGAAACGAGGAAUUGCGUCAUGUGUCGACCCUUCACAUGGACUCACAGAUGAACAAAAAGAGUUCCAAAAGGUAGCUUUUGACUUUGCAGCCAACGAGAUGGCUCCACACAUGGCUGAGUGGGACCAGAAGGAACUUUUUCCAGUAGAGACGAUGCGGAGGGCAGCCCAGUUAGGCUUCGGCGGCAUCUACGUUCAGCCCGACGUGGGGGGAUCGGGCCUGUCCCGGCUCGACACGUCAGUCAUCUUUGAGGCCUUGUCCACCGGAUGUGUCAGCACCACAGCGUACAUCAGUAUACACAACAUGUGUGCCUGGAUGAUUGACACCUUCGGCAACGCCGAGCAAAGACAGAGGUUCUGUCCCGACCUUUGUUCCAUGGAGAAGUUUGCUUCUUACUGUCUCACUGAACCCGGCAGUGGAAGUGAUGCUGCAUCCCUCCUGACCAGUGCACAGCGCAAAGGUGACCAUUACAUCUUGAAUGGUUCAAAGGCUUUCAUCAGUGGAGGAGGAGACACGGACGUUUAUGUUGUGAUGUGCCGCACGGGCGGCAAAGGUCCUAAAGGCAUCUCCUGUCUGGUGGUGGAGAAGGGAACCCCAGGCCUCAGUUUUGGCAAAAAGGAAAAAAAGGUGGGUUGGAACUCCCAGCCAACAAGGGCCGUCAUAUUCGAGGACUGUGCUGUUCCUGUAAGCAAUAGGCUUGGUGAGGAAGGGCAAGGCUUCAUCAUCGCCAUGAAAGGCCUGAAUGGAGGCAGGAUUAAUAUCGCAUCUUGUUCCCUCGGUGCCGCCCAUGCUUCCGUCCAGCUUGCUCGGGAUCACCUGCUGGUGCGGAAGCAGUUUGGUGAGACGCUGUCCAACAACCAGUUUCUACAGUUCAAACUGGCAGAAAUGGCCACCAAGUUGGUGGCGUCCCGUCUCUUGGUACGGGAAGCUGCGGUGGCGCUUCAGGAGGCCCGGCCAGACGCUGUGGCGUUGUGUUCCAUGGCCAAGCUCUUUGCUACAGAUGAGUGCUUCAACAUCUGCAACCAGGCUCUCCAGAUGCACGGCGGCUACGGCUACCUCAAAGACUACGCCGUGCAGCAGUUUCUGCGCGACAUCCGUGUGCAUCAGAUCUUAGAAGGAACAAACGAGGUGAUGAGGAUGAUCAUUUCACGUAGUCUCCUGACAGAAUCUUGACCAGUCCUUCCCGCUUCUGGAUGAAAGGUGACCACCAUGUUGGUCUUGUGCUGCUGCUGCCUUCUAAGUCACUGUUGCUCCACAGACGACAAAGGUCAAGCUAAGGCAAAGUCCUGUUUUGCAUCACAUGACUGGAACCAUACUGGUGUCCUCAGGUGGCCUUCCACUUAUGGUUUUAUUGCUGUUCCUGUAUUUUACCCCAUGACAAAAACUUUGUGCACUUUCCAUUGCAUAUUGAAAUGUCUCAGAUAUAUUUUUUGCGUGUAACACUCCGAAUAAAAUCUCAUUUUUCAUGAGGAAAAAAAGUAAAAGUAUUCUGUGAUUUUUUUGUGUGGAAUUGUUCAUAUUACCGAGGUCACUACAGAGGCGCUGUUCAUUCCGUCCUAACUCAUUUUGCUAUCUGAAGAGAGAAAUCGUGAAAUCACUGGUAUGGAAACAGGAGUUCAGGACAUUCACAGAAGGAUCCUCCUUCCGAGUUAAUGAAGUUUCUCCGAGUUGAUCAAGGAGAUGUCGUUAUAUAGGUUGCGCUACACAGCAAGUCAACGAUUGGUUACGUUUUCCUUUGCACUUUCUCAUGCACACCUAAUCACUAUAAAUUGAAAUAUGGGUAUGUACAUUAAGUGUUUACAUUUUUUACAAAUAACAAGCGUUUCUCCAAUAACCACUUGCUUCCGGCUGUAAUAUUUACGGUAUGCCUAAAUCAGUGGUUCUCAACUGGUGGGUCAGGACCCCAAAGUGGGCAGCGGAUCCAUUCUGGGCGGGUC